Pocillopora meandrina is the source of this 4235-nucleotide messenger RNA. The record is from the annotation of a GenBank genome assembly. Lineage: Eukaryota; Metazoa; Cnidaria; Anthozoa; Scleractinia; Pocilloporidae.
AUGGCGGCUAACCUAGAGAGAAUACAGCAACAAAUGCAAACGGAACUUGAGAAGUUCAAGGCUGUUCAGAAAGGUACGUUAUGAGUAGUAAUACACCUGAAAAGCUUGAGUGCUCGUUUAUUUGAAAAUAAAUAGUCUGUGAUCCCAUGCCUUGUCAAGGAAAAGUUGUAGGCUCUAGAUCUUAGGCGUGGGUUUCGAAUUUACAUGGUAAGCCGAAUUAUGCAUGCAUUUUACCGGUUUUUGCCAAUGGUAUAUUGGAGAACAGUCGCAUGUAUGAUGCCACCUUAAAAAAGUUUUGCUCUUUUUUUUUUUUUAGUGCAUAGAAAAAAUAGAUUCUAUGUUACCGUGGGUCUGUACAGAAAUAGAUUACAAAAGAUGUCAAAUGUGGCAAGAACACAAGUUAUCCACGCGGCUAUGCCUCGUGUGCCACUUUUUUGUUCUCAACGCAUUUGACAUCAUCUGUGAUCUAUUUCUGAGCAGGCUCAGGGUACAUGGAUUGUAUACAAGUAAUGAAAGAAAGCUUGGAAGUUGCAUACUGCUUCCUUGAUUUCUUGUGGAAGGUGGAGACACCCCAAAUGAAAAACAAGUCAUUGUGCUGAAGAACAAACAAGCAAAACAUUUUUACCACCCAUCUGUUUUUGCCUUUACACCCUUACACCAGUAUGCAUAUUCUCUAUACUGUUCUCCGUACCAUCUCCAUAGGUGCUAGCAAGUAGAAUUUGUUAGAUUUUUGAGAACUUCUCUAUCAUAUCAUGUUAGCAUCAUGUUAAUCAUUUCCUUUAUUCUUGUGAACAUAUUCAGGGGUGAUAUUGUAAGGAGAAAUUAGAUACUAAUCACACUCAGGGGUCAAAGGGUUAAAGUAGAAGGUGUGUGGAUCUUUGCUGUGGAUUGUCAUUACUCCCCUUUUCUUAUGAGGGGACACGUUCUCCUUUAAGGAAACAGAGUGAAUUUUUAGGAGGGGAAAAUUAGUUGUGAUGGAGCUAAACUGGUAGGGGGUGGACUUGCAGGGAAGCAAAAUCACCUUAAACCAUUUAAUAUGGGUAGAGAGUUUCAGAUUGCCUCUUGCACUGUUUUGACCCAAAAACUCUUCAAGCAUGCUUGCUCCUCUUCAAACCAUUAUUCAUCCAGUAAUUAUUUCUUUCAGAUUUGCAGAAAUUAAUCAACACAAGACAGCAAUUAGAUGGUCAGCUGAAUGAAAAUAAAGUUGUAAAAGAGGUGAAACCUACUUUAAUGAUUUAUUUUCUCACUGAUAGAUUUACCUAAUUUACCUGAACUUCCUGCCAUUUUUUUCUUUCCAUGUUUGGUGCCCUUCUAUCAUGAAAUUUUGAUAUUGGGAUAUAAAUUCUGUGAAGCAAAGGAUUUUUUCAUGAUUUUGCUAUUUCUAGGUGUUACUGAUUGUCCUGCUCUCCUCUCUCUAAAUUAUCAAACUGAAAAUGUUUGAAAUGUUGCAUUUGUUUCUUGUGAAUGUUAUGCUGCUUGAACUGGAAAUUACAACAGUUAGUUCUUGGCAUAGGCUCUAUUACCAUCCACUGUGCAAGAAAUGAGCCUGCUGGCUCAUGCCGCUUGAGAUGAUAGAAGAUGAUACAAAAAAAAAUUGUAGAAAUUGAACCUAUUUUUCAUCAUCUUGCAUUGCAAAUAAAUUGUUCUUGCACAACUCCAAAUAUCACCAAUCCACAAAAUAAAACUAUUGUAAAAUGUUCAUGCCACAGGGUAUGCUCAGUAAGCUGAGAUUAGUGGAGUAAGAGUUCUCAUAGCUGGUGGAACUUAGUUGAUGCAUAACCUUCCAGCUCAAAAAGAUAAAGAAUAUUAACCCUUUCACUCCCAUGAUUUCAUUUAGUAACUCUCCUUACUGUCUGCAAAAAAAAAAUUAAGGUGUUAGUUCAGAUAAUUUGGUACUGGCUCAACUAAUAAUUGGCUUAUUGGUCACUCAUGGGAGUUAACCCUUUAACUUCCAAGAUCUAAUUGUUGAUUCUCCUCUAGCUGCUACACAUUUCUUUGUAAAUCAGUAUGGAGAAUUAGGUGUUAGAUUAAGAUAACAACUUCAAACUGAUAAAUUUGAGUUUUCUUAUGACCUGUUUGUUGGAUGAGGUGAGUAUAUUAAAGGGAGAAGUUAGAUAUUCAUCACUUCUGGGAGUUAAAGGGUUAACACUAAUGUUGGAGUUGUAUUACAAUAUGUGAAUGCUUGAGUUAACCUGUUGUGAUGAUGAACACUGAGUGAUAAAAAUUGUUGACAUGUCUUGGAUGGUGUUGAUUUAGAAUAGUUUCUAGAGACAUCUUGAUGAAUUAUAAUUGAUGGGGUGUGAUGUUUGAGUUUAAACUGACUUUGUUAUUGUGUUUUUAGGAACUAGACAUAAUUGAACCUGAUGGAAAUGUCUACAAACUCAUAGGACCUGUUCUGGUCAAACAAGAUCUUGAAGAAGCCAAGCAAAAUGUUGGGAAGAGGAUAGAGUACAUCACAACUGAACUGUAAGCACCAUUGCUUUACUAUAAGUCAUCUUGGUGUUCUUAAGAUAAAUAAUUAGUGGGUUUACAGUAAUAUGGCAUCUCUUUUGUCUCAGCCUCACCCUUAUGUCCUUGAAAUUUUCUUUGCCAGCACAAAAAUAUUAAAAAUAUAUUGAAUAGGAAGGCUGUCUCCUUUUUUGUCACAGGUAUUCUUGUUCUUUUCAAAUUAUGGCAUGAAAGAUUGUACAAAGCAAAAUUUUUCAACUAAUUUUGAAACUGGUUUUCGCUUCUUGAAUCUUCAUGUCCCUGGAACACAUCCCUGCAAAAGUAACAGUUCAUAGCUGCAUCAUGCAAGCCCUAUAUGUAAAGGAUUUGGGCCAGGGAGAUUUACAAGGGAAACACACAAGUGAACUUCUUGCAACAAAAUGUUUAGAUUGUUAAGCAUUGUGUGGUAGUCUGGUGAUGUGCAGUAGAGCGAUGACAAGAAUGGGGUGGUAGACUUGUGCAAAUAUAUUGGUUACUCCAUCGGUUGGCUCAAAAUCUUCCAUCCCUUGUCCAUAACUUAAAGACUUCUUGUUGGUGUUUUCAGAAAAAGAAAUGAGACUGGUAUCAAAGAUGUUGAAAAGAAGCGAGGCGCCAGCCAGGAGACACUAAGCAAGUUACAGCAGCAGUAUCAGCAGUUCCUGACGAAGGCCGCAGCUAAAGUAUAAGAGAAGAAAGAAACUUGCUAAAAUCUACUAUUUGUAUUUAUUUGAUGUAAGGGACCAGUCAUUUUUUUUUUGGGCCAGGAGAGCAGGGAGGUGCAUAGGAUUUUCUUAAGGGGCACCACAUGGUUUUUAGGGGGAAGAGAGGGGGGUCAGUUGUAGCUUACAGAGUAUAAAGGAGGAUUAUAGAAAAAUGACCGUCAAGAAGGGGGAUCAGUAGAAUAUUACAGAGUCUCGGGGGGGAUCUGGUAAGUUUUAUCGCGGCAACCCCCACCUUCUCUACCAUGCAAUAAAUAAUUACCGGUUCUCAAGUGAAAGUGCCCGAAAAAGGUGUUCUUGUUCUUUUACAAACACUGCUCUUGACAGUCAUAUCGUCGAAGAUAAGAUUUUUUUAAUCGAAAAAAGUAUUUCCAAAAAUUUAAUUUAGGUUUGGUCCUCUUUCGGGCGAUCACGUUGGAUCUCAUAAGAUGCACAUACGAGUGAUAAGCUUUUUUUUCCCUUUUUGACACAUGAAUACUCUCGUCGAGAUUUAAAACUGUGAUAACAACGCUCCCCCGAGGGUGUUUCACUAAAUAAACCAGGAAAACUUUAGAAUAAAAAGUAAUGCAUAAACUGGUUUGCGUAAAAUUGCGAAGUAGCACCGGCGUCCUGUUCCAUUAACAAAUAGAUACACCAGAAACAUUUAGCGAACGCAGCCUGCGACAAAGUUUAUCAUCGUCUCACAGUAAACAAGGAGUGUAAUGAUUUCUUUUAGUGACUUGUUUACCCCUCCCCUCAAUUUGUGGAGGUCCCAAGGGGCUGGAUGGGCGAGGGUUAAUUAAAAUCCUCCACUAUGUGAUUUUACCAGGGACAAAAUUAUCAAAAAAUGGUACUACAUUUGGGCUUUUCGCAAACGACACUUCACAAGACCUCCCCAUACGGUAUAUAUGCGAAUUACGCCCGAACCAACAAGAUCCUUUCGUCACGAUUUUCUUCGGUCUCUCCGACUGUUGUGCGGAAAACUGGCCGCUCCAUGUAACACCAGACUUCGCUCGCUAAUUUUUUUCCACUCGAUUCACCAACAAAGAGAAAAAGGAGGGCCAUCAGCAG